Molecule: messenger RNA, 2214 nt
Organism: Penicillium cataractarum
Lineage: Eukaryota; Fungi; Ascomycota; Eurotiomycetes; Eurotiales; Aspergillaceae
Product: phosphatidylinositol-3-phosphatase YMR1
Exons: 3
Coding region: 1-2214 (737 amino acids)
Biological process (GO): dephosphorylation
Molecular function (GO): phosphatase activity
Source: RefSeq, a predicted model, not a curated record
AUGGAGAAAACACGGGUUGCCAAGGUUGACAAUGUGACCUUGGCUCGCCGUGGAGACCAGGUCGACGGCGCCCUCCACCUUACCCCCCACCACCUAAUAUUUUCCCACACUCCCCAGAUCUCGAGCGAAGACGCGGCCAAGGGUGUACCCAUCAGACCGAAAGAGCUUUGGAUUACAUACCCGAUCAUCUCUUUUUGCACUCUACGACCGGCUCCCGCGGCCUCCCGCCAGGUCUCCUCCAUUCGUCUUCGAUGUCGGGACUUUACUUUUGUGUGCUUCUACUUCACCAGCGAGCAAAAGGCCAAAGAAGUCUUUGAUAGUAUAAAGCUAUGGACAUGCAAGUCUGGCAGACUGGAUAGGCUCUACGCGUUUAGCUACCAGCCGCCGCCUCCGGAGAGGGAGUUCAAUGGGUGGGACUUGUAUGAUCCGCGCAAGGAAUGGGAGCGCCAGGGUCUUUCUAAAGAGAACUCUGGCUGGCGAGUCUCCGAAAUUAACACUGAUUAUGGUUUCUCUCCAACAUAUCCUGCACUGAUCCCCGUGCCCUCCUCGAUCUCGGACAAUACACUCAACUAUGCUGGAAGAUAUCGCUCCAGGCAGAGAAUCCCCGCAUUGACAUAUCUACACCCGGUCAACAAUUGCAGCAUCACUCGGAGUUCGCAGCCCCUGGUUGGAGUACGACAGAACCGCAGUAUUCAGGAUGAAAAGCUCCUGGCGGCGAUUUUCUCGACUUCUCGUACCGAAAGACCCUUGGCCAGCUUUGUGAAAUCUACUUUGGACAGGGAGGCCUCCGAUUCGAGCCAUGAUAGUGGGUCGACGACUGACCUUGAUGUGUCAAAUGCCGAGGAGAUUGAAGAUGAAAUGCUGGCUGCUGCUCGCGAGAUUCAUCCUGAAGAACGCGCCAUCUAUGGAGCUCAACAGCAAAACCUGAUUGUCGAUGCACGCCCUACCGUGAAUGCCUUUGCGAUGCAGGCUGUUGGCCUGGGCUCUGAGAACAUGGACAACUACAAGUUCGCCACCAAAGCCUAUCUCGGCAUUGAUAACAUUCACGUCAUGCGCGAUUCCUUGAAUAAGGUCAUUGAUGCUCUCAAAGAGACGGACGUUACUCCCCUGGGGCCGAAUCGCGACCAGCUUGCGCGCAGUGGGUGGCUGAAGCAUAUUGGGGGUAUCUUAGAAGGUGCACGCCUGAUCGCCCGCCAGGUUGGCCUUCAGCAUUCUCAUGUACUUAUUCAUUGUUCCGACGGCUGGGAUCGAACGAGCCAGCUGAGUGCGCUGAGUCAAAUUUGCCUGGACCCGUAUUUCCGAACAAUGGAAGGCUUCAUGGUCCUCGUGGAGAAAGACUGGAUGUCAUUUGGACACAUGUUCAGACACCGGUCGGGCCAUUUGAACAGCGAGAAGUGGUUCCAGAUUGAAAAUGAGCGCAUUGGCGGUGAUACAGAAGGAGGAGGUGCAGGCCCUGCCAAGGCAAUUGAGAACGCCUUCCUGAGCGCGAAGGGGUUCUUCAACCGGGACAAUACGAGCAGGGACUCCUUGCCUGACUCUGAAGGCGAGGUUCAAAGCUAUGACUCGGACAGUCCAACCAAAAAGCCCAGCUCCGCGCCUCGCAGCAUUAUCUCUGAAAAGGAAAUCACAAAGGUGAAGGAGACCAGCCCCGUUUUCCAUCAGUUCCUCGAUGCCACCUACCAGCUGCUUCACCAAUACCCAACACGCUUCGAAUUCAAUGAGCGUUUCCUGAGGCGGCUGCUCUAUCACCUUUAUGCCUGCCAGUUUGGAACCUUCCUUUUCAACAAUGAGAAAGAGCGCAUCGACACGAAUGCACGAGAGCGCACGCGGAGUGUAUGGGACUACUUCCUUGCCCGACGGGAGCAGUUCACCAACCCCGAAUAUGAUCCAGUCAUUGAUGAUCACAGGCGUGGAAAUGAGAGAUUGAUCUUUCCACGAGUGAAAGAGACGCGCUGGUGGAGCGAGGCCUUCGGCCGUUCCGACUCCGAGAUGAAUGGGCCUUUCACUUCCACUGGGAAUGCUGGCACUGAGAGUCCUGGUUCAGGUCGAGCCCCUAUUCUAACUGGAAUCGAGACAGCCCACCAGUCAACUAGGACAGCAUCAUCUGGUAUUGCUGCUGUCACUGCGGGAAUCUCCAACUUUGGCGUCUCAAAGGAUCACAGGACGGAUUCAACGGAGGAUACCUCCAAGAAGAUGGAGUUGGAAUUGCAAUGA